Messenger RNA from Anarrhichthys ocellatus (wolf-eel), 3147 nucleotides. RefSeq names its product neuroepithelial cell-transforming gene 1 protein-like. Gene Ontology annotation, molecular function: guanyl-nucleotide exchange factor activity. NCBI's taxonomy places the organism in Eukaryota, Metazoa, Chordata, Actinopteri, Perciformes, Anarhichadidae. The transcript is spliced from 12 exons. The coding region runs from base 159 to 1886 and encodes 575 amino acids. Gene Ontology annotation, biological process: positive regulation of Rho protein signal transduction; intracellular signal transduction. The record is from RefSeq and is a predicted model, not a curated record.
UCAAACUUCCGCCGUGGUGUGUGCGCUCUGUUGUCAUCGAUCUUCUGCCUUCUUUGUACACAUCGGGCCAGUUUUCAUGGGUCUGGACUGUGUAUUUUGUUCGCAACGCCGUUAAUACGUCUCGAUACAACCGAUCUAAAAACGAAGCCUCCUGUAAAAUGGAAGAAAAUGAAAACGUUGGAGGAAGAAGGGGGGGAAAGAAGAAGCAGAAACUCCGCAGGAUGUCAUCGAGGACGUCCACCACCAUUGUGAUAAGCGCGGCGGAGCCGUCUCCUCAAACACUCCGCAAAAACAAGAAACCUCCUCUGCAGAGAGGCAGCUCCUUCACCUUUCUCACUCCUGGAACUCCGUGGGAUUUCAGUCUCAAGAGAAAGCGCAAAGAGAAGGAGGAUGACACAGUCAGUCUGUCCAGCUUCGACCUCAAGGAACCCAGUAACAAGCGUGUCCGACCGCUGGCUAAAGUUUCAUCCCUCGUCAACUUGCUAUCUCCUGCAAAGAAUGGAGCAGUGCGGCGCUUUGGUCAGACCAUCCAGUCAAUGUCAUUACGUGGGGACAACAAGUCACCGGGGAUGUCCCUCAAAGCUAGCAGCAAGGCAGCAGGUCCCACUCCCACCAAACGCAGAAACAGCACGCUGUGGUCAGAGACACUGGAUGUCCAUCAGAAGAGCACGUUCUCCACCAAAGAGAUCAAGAGACAAGAGGCAAUUCAUGAGCUUUACAGGGGAGAGCAGGAUCUCAUAGAGGAUCUCCAACUUGCACGAAAGGCAUACCAUGAUCCGAUGCUAAAACUCUCCAUCAUGACAGAGGAGGAACUGGCUCACAUAUUCGGGGACCUGGAUGCAUACAUCCCCUUACAUGAGGACUUACUGAUGAAACUGACGGUGGGAACUGGCCCCGAUGGAACAGUAGCUCAGAUUGGACGGAUCGUUAUUGACUGGCUGCCUGGUCUGAACGCUUACAAAGGCUAUUGUAGCAACCAGCUCGCGGCCAAAGCCCUGCUGGACCAGAAAAAGCAGGACAGGCGGGUCCAGGACUUCCUGCAGCGCUGCCUGGAGUCGCCCUUCAGCAGGAAGCUGGAUCUUUGGAGCUUCCUAGACAUCCCUCGAUCGCGUCUGGUGAAAUACCCACUGCUGCUGCGAGAGAUCCUCAGACACACUGCUCCUGAUCACCCAGACGUACCCAGUCUGGAGAGAGCUAUCACUAUAAUCCAGGAGAUUCUGUCUGAUAUCAAUGUGAGAAAAGGGGAGUCUGAGUGUCAGUAUUAUAUAGACAAACUGGAGUAUCUGGAUGAUAAGCAGCGGGACCCUCUCAUAGACAACUGUAAGACCCUACUUUGUCACGGCGAGCUGCGGAACAAAAGUGGCUCGAGGCUGCAUGUGUUCCUCUUCUGUGAGCUGUUGGUUCUGACCCGACCGGUGACCCGGAAUGAGAGGAGCUGCUUCCAGGUGUAUCGACAACCCAUCCCAGUUCUGGAUUUGGGUCUAGAGGACCUGCAGGAUGGAGAGAUCCGCAUGGGGGGCUCCUUCAGAGGGGCUUUCACCAAUGGAGAGAAAGCUAAGAACGCUUUCCGUGUGAGCUCUCUGGAUCCCUCCCACGGCCAGUCCCACACCCUGCAUGUCAACGAUGUCUACCACAAGCAGCAGUGGCUCAACUGUCUACGCACCGCCAUGGCCCAACAACAGGGGGCUCCACCCAGAGUUCAGCAGGGAGAAGCUGUCAGAGCCAAGCGUCGCUCCUCCACCAUCUCAGUCACCACCUCUGACGAGGAGACGGACGAGAACUGCCCGCCUGUCUGUGGCCCUAAACUCAGGCCUCAGACGCUCUCCAAAACCAGACUGGACCAGAAGUUACAAGGCUCACUAAAGAGGAAGGAAACUGGAGUGUAGACAUUUAACCCGGCAGCAGGUUCCUCUUAGACAGACACAUUUAGGCAACAAGUGUCUGUCAGUGAAUUUUCAUGCAACCACUGUUUUUCUGCUUUUACUUCAUCACUGUAGCUGCACUGAAAGUCUUUCUAAUCAAUUCCAUCCAAAUGUAUUGUCAAAUUUUAGUCUUUACAAAGUGUAAUUAGUUUACAACAAAAAAAAACAAUGUGUCAGUGUUACUGAAAUGUGUGUUUAUACCUGCUAAUUGUGUGUGGAAUUAGGGUUUUAUGUGUACUUACAUUUAAACAGCUUUAUACCACUUGUAGCUCUUCAAAUGUAGUUUCAACAUUCCUUCUGGUGUCAACACUUAUCUUUUUUUUUGCUGCAAUCAAAAUGUCAAUUAAUCUAUAUUAAAGAUGUAUGUAGUUGUAAGUGCUAUCGGUGUCAAGCGAUCAAGGAACUAAGACACUGGUGGUCUGAGCUGUUAGUGCAGGAAGACUUUGGGUGACAGAAGUCUAGGUUUUUGAGAUGAGAUACAAGAUAAUGAGCAGAAUUAAAAAGCACACCGAUCACGAAUAUGAUGAAGAAAAAAUUUCUUGGGCAAUCUAGAUGUAUUUCAGAGAAAAGUUGUUAAAUGGAAAAAGAUAAAACAUUUAGUUUGUACUUUUAAAAGACUCCCAAUAGACUGAGAUAUUCCGUGUUCAAAAUCAAAUACAUUUUUACUUUUAGUUCGUACUGCAGCUGCCCUUACAAAGACGCACUGUUGCAAGAGUAUGCACUCAGUUGGGACAUACCGUUUCAUCAUAACAUUGCACCUUGAACUUUUACCUUCUUGCUCAUAUAUCAUCUGUGCAGAAGAUCGUGGGUCAGAAUAACCAGAAAAGCUGGCUUGCCUAUGUGCAAAAUGUGACCAGAUUCAGUCAGACAUCCUGGUAUUUUUGGCAUACUGCAUUUGACGUCCUAUGUAUUGGGUCAUGCUAGAUCUUUUUCUGGCAUACUAAAUAGUGUGGUAGUAUGGGUAUUAUGGGGGUACAAACAUCCUCUCAGUUGUACUUUGACUCCUCAGUCGCUUUACUGUUGGCAGAGCUGUUCAACAGUGUGUCGCAACAUUUUGUCCAGUAAACGGAAGCUGAAAAAAAAACUUAAGUGUGCUCCUCCUUUUCUCUUAAUGUCUUGAAAUCCUACAUAUCCGUUAUGUAGUUCUGUUCAUUUUUAAUUUCAGAAUACCGUUGUAAAGGCCAUUUGAUAUAUCUAGAAACAUUAAAAACCCAUUUAAAAAAAA